AUGGCAUGUGAUAGCAGGUGUAUAUCACGGUCGAAACCAGAGGCUCCUCUCACGGAUCAUCUGUCCACAGCCUUUGACUUGGAAUCGUGUAAUUACUCUCUUUUACGCCCUUUUUGUUUAUUAUUUUCUUUAACUUCUUUCCUAACAUUUGAGAGAACGAGACACGGAAAUACGUUGAUCAGGCUUUCUUCUUUGCCCUUUACUUUCCGUUUUCUUUCUCUUAUUCAUUGUUUUUUUUUCUUUUUCUUUCACAUUUUUAGUCUUUUUUCCUUUUCUUUCUGUCAUGGUAUUUUCUUUUCUUUUAUCGCUUUAAUAUUUCUUUUCUUGCUUUCCACUUAUAAUUUCCUUCUUUGUUUCUGUUAUAGUUUUAAACACGCUUUCAUUUUGUUUUCUCCUCUCUCUCUCCUACAGUCUCCACCUGUUUCCUUUUUCUUCUCUCUCUACCUCUGUGUCUGUCGUAAUUCUUUUUUAUACUAUUAUUCUUUCUUUUAUCCUCUCUCUCUUCUUUUUUCCUGCUCUCUCUUUUCUUUCAUCUUGCAUAGUUUAACUUUCUUCUUUUUAUCACUCCAGUACAUUUCCUUCAUUGUCUCCUUUUUUUCUUUCCUUCUUCAGCUUUCUCUUUUUUGUCUUAUUCAUUUCUUCUUUCUUUCUUUCUUUCUUUCUCAUCCAUUUGUCAUAGUCUCUUCUUUCCUUCCUUCAACAGGUUUCUCUUUUCUUUUUUUUCCUUUGUCCUCUAUAGCUUUAGUCACUUUUUUCUUUCUUUUUAUUUCCUUAACACAUUUGUCAUAUAGUCUCUAUUUUCUUUCUUUAAUAGUCUACCCUAUCUUUUUUGCUUUAGUUUCCUCUUUCAAAAGCGCUAUCCUCUCUCUUCUUCUCAUUUCCUUCUCUCAUAAUUAUAACCGAUGUUCCUUUCCUCUUCCCUCUUAUAGUUCUAUUGUUACUUUCAUUCUUUCUUUAGAUAUUAAAUUUCUUCUUCUUUGCUUUCUUUUUAUCUUCGUAUCUUAUGCGUUCUUUCUUCCUCUCUUCUUCAUUUUCUUUCAUUUUCAACGUUUUCUUCUCUCUUCCUUUCUCUAUUAUAGCUUUUAA
Acanthosepion pharaonis is the source of this 1086-nucleotide messenger RNA. The record is from the annotation of a GenBank genome assembly. Lineage: Eukaryota; Metazoa; Mollusca; Cephalopoda; Sepiida; Sepiidae.